CAGGUGGAAAGCGCCAUUCAGUGUUUACAUAACCGCCACGCACUCGCCAAAGUUCUUCAAUUUCGAAAAAAAAAUCGAAACCACAAACGACUAGAAGACAGCACGCAGACAGAUUAGACUCAAAAAACGUGUGCUCAUUUUUUUUCCGCCUUGACAACAGCAACUUCUUGUUGCAUGUUUCUUUUCAAAAUUAUUGCUUGACGAAAUGUCAACAGGAUAAUUGAUAAUUCAAAUUUUUUACAUUUUUUACAAAUUAUUAUUUUUAACCCUAUAAUAAAAUUACACCAAUUAUACGAAAAAAAAAAGUGAUAGUGAUUGCAGUCAAAUAUUUUUGAUUGGUCUUGUUAAAGUAUUAACUAAAUUUAUUAUUUGAAACAAUUUCAAUAAGAAAAUGUUGGACAACCCGCCAAAAGCUUACACUGUAAGCAACUUCUACUGUCAAAAAGAGCAGGACGAGGAGGAACUUCUUCAGGAGCCAUGGAAAGUACCCAUUUCUACUUCGGCCAAAAAUUGUCGCAACUACAUUCGAGAAAUCGUAGACAAUCUUCAUUUGGAACCAAAUCCCAAUAAAAGAGUUAUUGCACUUUCAAUCGGUGAUCCAACUGUAUACGGAAAUCUUGCACCCGCAAAGGAAGCCAUUCAAGCAUUGGUCGACUCCGCCCUAUCCGGUGCCCAUAAUGGCUACGCUCCAUCCGUGGGUUAUGAUAAAGCGCGUAAAGCUGUAGCAGAAUAUGCAAGCCGUGAUGGUGUGCAAGUAAAACCUCGUGAUGUUAUUCUUUGCUCCGGAUGCUCAUCUUCUUUGGACAUUUGCAUUUCUGCUCUUGCUGAUGGUACCCGCAAACAAAACAUUCUCAUUCCCAAACCCGGGUUUCCAAUUUACCGCACCCUUGCUGAAAAUAUUGGUGUUGAAGUACGCUACUACAGCCUUUCACCCGAAAACAACUGGGAAAUCAACCUCUUUGACCUCGAGAAAAAAAUUGACUACAACACCGCAGCCAUUGUUGUUAACAACCCUUCUAACCCAUGUGGAUCAGUCUAUAGCGCAAGCCACUUAAAAAAUAUCCUCAAAAUAGCUCGAAAGCACCGCGUGCCUAUCAUUGCCGAUGAAAUUUACGAGCAGUUAGUCUUCCCUGGCAACAAAUUCGUAUCGCUUGCAGCUUUAAGUAAGGAUGUCCCUAUUUUGAUCUGUAGCGGACUCACAAAGAGAUUUAUUUGUCCCGGUUGGAGGAUGGGCUGGAUAAUAGUGCACGAUCCCAUCAAAGCAUUUGACGAAAUACGCGUUGGUCUAAAUAACCUCAGUCAACGAAUUAUUGGAGCUAACACAUUGGUACAAGGUGCCCUUGGUCCAAUAUUAAAAAACGUCCCGGAAAGUUUUCAUGAGGAUUUAAUCAAUACUCUGAUGGAAACAGCAAGAGUGUCAUAUGCUGGCAUAGAUGCCAUCAAGGGUUUGAAGGCAUUUAUGCCUCAAGGUGCAAUGUACAUGAUGAUAGGAAUUGAGAGUGAAUGUUUUCCGCAAUUCAGGAAUGGUUUAGAGUUUGUUUCCCGUCUUAUGGAAGAAGAAUCUGUGUUCUGUCUUCCAGGAGAGGCAUUUGGUGUGGCAGGAUUCAUGCGAAUCAUUUUAACAAUACCAAGUGAACUUAUGGAAGAAGCAUGCGCGCGAAUUGCGAUAUUUUGCGAUAAAUACUACACGCAGCCGGUAGGCAACUAAAGGCUCAAGCAAUAUAUCAAACCAUAACCGACGCCAAAGCGAGUCCGACACGACUAGAAACGUUUCAGUUCUAGUGGAAUAAAAUACUUAACAAAUUACAAAUUAGCUAAUAUAAUAUUGACGCACUGUUUAAGAAUGCCAUGAACUACACAAAUUGUAAAACACUUGUUAUGUUCUUGUAUGUAUCAAAGAUAUUAAUAUAUUUUAGUAAAAAUUA
Molecule: messenger RNA, 1925 nt
Organism: Dalotia coriaria
Lineage: Eukaryota; Metazoa; Arthropoda; Insecta; Coleoptera; Staphylinidae
Product: tyrosine aminotransferase-like
Exons: 3
Coding region: 392-1708 (438 amino acids)
Biological process (GO): biosynthetic process; L-phenylalanine catabolic process; L-tyrosine catabolic process
Molecular function (GO): pyridoxal phosphate binding; L-tyrosine:2-oxoglutarate transaminase activity
Source: RefSeq, a predicted model, not a curated record